AUGAAACCAAUAAAUCAAAUUUCUGUUCAUUCUUAAAGCUAGAGUUACAGCCUUUUAAAAAUUAAUUUAACGAAUUAGUCAGACUAAAUUAGAUUAAAUUUAAGAAACUUAUAAGAGUAAAACAGUGAAAAUCAAAUCGAAGAGGUAAAAUAGGCAGAGGGAGGAGUCCCAACUGACUAAUAAGGAAUCAUAGAAGAAAAUUAGAAUUAAAUUAAUGAAUCAAUUGAAGCCUUACCCUCUCAAAAUAAUAGCACAGACUAGACUUAAAAUGAUACAGUAAGUGAUAUCAUUAAUCCUGAGCCUGAACCUGUGAUUGAGCCUGAGCCUGUUACUGAUCCUAUUCCUGAUCCUAUUCCUGAGCCUGUACCUGAACCUGUGCCAACUGUACCAGUCUUAAUUUACGAAAAUAUUACUAUGGAAAACUUAAAUUACUACAUGCCAAGGGAUAGCACUAUGCUUCAGAAUUUAACAUUAAAUCAAUUGUAAUAGAUAGUAGAUUUAAUGGAUAUUAAACUAAAAUCAAAUCUGCUGAAUGCUAAUGACUACGCUAGUCCAUCAAAUAACAACUACUUCAUGAUAGAAAUACGAAACAUUCGACUAUAUUCACAGUAUUUUAUAGAUCAAUUGCAAAUAUAGUGGUAUUUGAUUUAGAUAGAUGAAGAGUUCCAUGAUAUUUAGAUUGAUAUAAUGACUCAGGAUUACCUAGCUCUGAUUUUUUCAAAUACACUUCAGCCAGACAACCAGUAUUAAAUCAUUAGUGAAAUUUCAUUCCAAAAUAUGAGCAAUAUAUCUAACAGAUACUAAAUUUUUGACUUUAAUACAUUUGACUUUUAAUCAAAGGCAUUAUCUAUUACCCCUUAAUCAGGAGAUGCUUAUACUACUGUCUUUAAUAUUCAAUUAAUCAAGCAUAAGUAGCUCCUUAAAUGCGAAAUAUAUUAUCAAGAUUAUCUAGCAAACGAUAACUCUUUGAAUUCAUCUGCUAAGAUUAUUAUAUAUUAAGAUUCAAACUACAGUUCUUAAGAGAUUAAAUUAAAUAUAAACUUGCCAUAUUCCUACCUUGGAAAUUUGAGAGUAAUGAGUUAAUGUUUAAACUCUUCAAGCAACCCUACAUUUUCUAAUUUCAGUAUUAAGAUUAACCCUAUUAAAGGGCUAGGAAUCGCAAUUAGUAAGCUAGAUUAGACUAUUGAAAGACUUGAAAAAGAAUUCGAUGAGUAUUAAUUGCUGAUGGCUAUAUGCUUAAUUUAAGAUUUCAAAGUAAAGAUGCCUUAUCAAAAUCUCAAGGAAUUUAUCAAAUAGAUAAUAUCAAUGAUUCAAGAAAGAUACUAAUUAGUUUAAUUGUUGAAUCUUAGAGUCAUACUGGCUGAAAUAUCAGAUUUAUUAUUAUUUCGGAGAGAAAUUACAUUCCACAAUCACGAUAUAUUUCCCUAAAUAUUUGAAAUUUAUGAGUAUCUUCUGUAUUAAAAUAAUGUGCCAGCUGAUAUUCUUAAUCUAAUGGAUACAGAAUUCAACUAUUAAUUUAUCCAGUCUCAGUCUUAGCAGAGUAAGGAAAGAAUUGAUUAAAACUUGAAACUAUCCUCGAUUCUUUUAAAAGUUUAUUAGUUGGAAAGCAAUAUCACCGAGACUAAAACAAACAAAUUCAGCAGAGCAUUUACAUUUAUUGCAAAUAUGAUGUCUAGUCAUUUAUUUCCACUUGAAACUUUUGAAUAUGAACAAGAUCUAUUUAGCAUUUAUGUAAAGAAAUUCUCUGGAUCAUACUUAAAAGCUAUUCAGCAAAGAAAGCUAAGAUUGCAACUUGGUGGUAACUUACCAAAUCAUCAAAAUUUCACAAUCGAUAUACCUCUUCUUGACCCAAUAACAUAGGAAUAGAAUAUUGUCAUCAGAAUAAUAAAAAUCUCAUCAAUAUUUGAGCAUUCUAAUUAAUAUCACUAAUCUAUUUCAGAUUCUGUGUUUAUAACUCUAUUGAAAUCAAAUCAAACUUUCCUCUAGAAGGACUAAUUUUAUCAGCUAUAAAAAAUAGAUAUUCAAAAUUUGAAAAGACCUGUUUGGUUUCUAUUGCCUAUUCAAGAAAUUACAAUGGACUAAAAUAUUCUUUUCACUAAUUGUACCUAUUUCGAUGAGGACAAAGGUUAAUGGAAAGACACUAAAUGCUAGUAAAAUACACUACCUGGAGAAGCACGAGCAACAGAUUUGGAAGAAAUACAUUACAAGUCCAGGUUAUGUUGUACGAGACACUUAUCAAAAUUUUCUAUUCAAGGUUAUACAACAGGUGUAGUAUAGCUAAAUAAGCUUGAACUACUAAAUGAAAAUUACAACUAUAAAGGCUAUGCAUUAGGUCUGGUAGCAGGUCUUGACUUGACUUUGAUUAUUUUUAUCAUUAUCACUCUAAGGUUAGAUAAAAAUAAUAGAGCUCUGCUAGAUUAAAAAUAAUUAAGUCGAAUGGUUGGUAUUUCUCACAAUCCGAAACAAAGGUAAAAAUUCAUUAGACAAAUGAGGAAAGCCUAGGUUGAAAAAAUAAAGAAAAUCAAAGAAAUUGAACUUGAGAACUAGUAGAUUAAUGCAAUAGUUAAUAAUUAGGCUCAGAAUAUAAGGAUAAGAUAACUUCAGCAGAUCGAGAAUCCCGAAUAAAUAUUGAAUAUAUCUGAUGGGGAAGGUGACGGAGAACUAAAACAUAAGGGUCAUAUGUCCCCAGGAAUAUUGUCUCGAAAUAGUGAGUAAAUUCAAUAUGAAAUUCAUGAUGAUCCUCAAAACAUAAGUAUGAAAAGUAUAGGCACACCUCAAAAUAUGAAUCAACAUAUAUCAUUUGAGAGAUAUCAGCACUCUGAGGGUGAUAUAAAUAAUUAGCAUAUCGGAGUUCCUAGUACUGGAGCAAUAGAAAGUAACGAUAAUAAUUAAUUAGAAUCACCUGAUUCCAGUAGUGCUUCUUCAGGCAUAAUAGAUUUAUUCUAAAAAAUGAAAAUGAGAGACAGGUACUUAAUGCUUCUAAGAUUUCAACAUAGAAUCGUUUCUUGCUUCUAUUUAGCCGAAAACAAGAUGUUUUUGAGGCCUAUUAAAGCAAUAAAUCUUAUUGCUCAAAGUUUUUUCUCAUUAUUUAUUGUGGCAUUGUUCGCAUCCUACGUAAGUAUAUCUAUCAUAUUAAUUCUAUUCGUUUAGUAAUAUGCUCUUGAGAUUCGAUAUAUUAUGAUUGCUAGUAUAUUGUAGUUACCAUUGCACUUUUUAGCUAGUUAACUACUGGUGAAAGGAUUCUAUUUUACCAAUAGAGAGAUGAAGAUUCUGACCAUGCUGAUAUUUAUGGUGAUUAUAGUCAUUGGCCAUGUAUUAACAAUAGUUGUAAAUACAGGCGAUAAGAUUACCUCCAGAAAUAGAUUGCUAAUACCUUAUUUGAUUGUUUUAGGAAUCCAAUAUAUUGCACUUGAUAUGAUUAUUGCACCUUUGCUCUGCUUUAUUGUUAUGAGAUGCAAGAUUGGCUAAAAAUUCUAUGCCUCUAUGAUAUAGCACAAAAAUGAUUUUGAAUUGUGA
Stylonychia lemnae is the source of this 3516-nucleotide messenger RNA. NCBI's taxonomy places the organism in Eukaryota, Ciliophora, Spirotrichea, Sporadotrichida, Oxytrichidae. The record is from the annotation of a GenBank genome assembly.